AUGAAGGCACCGCUAGGCAGAGCAGUAAAGGCGGCCGCGGCCGCUGCUCUAUGUCUUGUCGCACUGUCGCUGCCUGCCGCCGCCGACUUCGGCAUCUACUACAACAUCGACCACUUUUCCGCCUACGCCGACUCCAAGGGCGGCUUCCCCAGCCAGACGUUUCGCUCGUCCGACAUCGUCGCGCCGGUCCUGCAGGUCAACUCGUGGGACCGCGCGCGGGCCAGCGAUGGCGGCGCUCGCUACCUGUUCCUCGGCGGCGUGUACGGCGCGAUGCGCGCGGGGCCCAUGAUCUUCGACUCGCGGGACCUGUCCCUCGUGUACGCCGACCAGCAGUACGACAACGCCUACACGUCGAGCGCCUUUGUCGUCAACGGGUCCCGCUACCUCGCGUUCUGGGAGGGCAUGCGGUCGCGGGGCCACGCAAACGGCUACUGCCUCGUCUUCGACGAAGAGUAUCGUCUCCGGCACAAUGUCACGGCCAAGGGGCUGAGGGAUGGCUCGCUGGCGGAUAUGCACGAGGUGGUGCUGACGCCGCAGAUGAGCGUCAUCUUCUCGACGUACUUCAACAGGCCGUUUGACUGCAGCCCCGUCGGCGGGCCGGAGGACGGGCUGCUCAUGGACAGCGGCUUCCAGGAGGUGGACGCCGAGACGAACGAGGUGCUCUUCGAGUGGCAUGCGUCGAGCCACUUUGACAUUAGCGAGUCGUACGCGCCGUACAGUGAGGCGUACGGGGUCGCGCAGGAUUCGGGGUAUGAUUUCUUCCACAUCAACUCCAUCGAAAAGACUACCGACGGCAACUACCUGAUAUCCGCACGCCACCUCUCGGUCCUCACCCUCAUCGACGGCCGCACAGGCAAGCCCAUCUGGAUCCUCGGCGGGAAGCGAAACCAGUUCCAAGACCUCAGCGACGGCUCGGCCACCAACUUCGGAUGGCAGCACGACGCGCGCUUCCUCGGCGGCAACCAGACCCAAAUCACCAUGUUCGACAACCACGGCGAGGUGACGGGGCGUUGCGGCGGCGCGGUCUGCCACUCGCGCGGGUUACAUCUCGAGAUUGACGCCGAGGCCAUGACGGCGCGCGUCGUGCGCGAGUACUUCCACCCGCAGGGCGUCAACUCGGGCGCCAUGGGCGGCAUGCAGACGCUCGAGAGCGGCAACGUCAUCAUCGGAUGGGGCUAUAACCCGGGCUUUGUCGAGUACACGGGCGACGGAAACCCCGUCAUGGAUAUCCAGCGCGGCAAGAUUGGCGUCGACCCCCUCGCCGACAUGUUUGCGUACCGCGUCGGCAAGCACCCCUGGCGCGGGAAGCCGACCUGGCCACCGAGUGCGGCGGUGGAGGCGCCCAACCGAACCACCCUCAAUGCCACCGUCUAUGUCUCGUGGAACGGAGCCACGGACGUCUCCUCCUGGGCGGUUCUCUCACACGACGACGCCACGCGCAUCAACAAUCCGCAGAACCUCAUCGCCACGUCGCCCCGCCUCGGCUUCGAGACUGCAAUCUUCCUGGGCGCCAACCAUAGCAACCGAUAUGUCGCAGCGGCAGCGCUGGCCACCGACGGGUCCGUCAUGGGGUCGACGUACGUCAUGGACAUGGAGACGGGCAAACCCGUCAUGGUGGCCAGCGGCAUCACGACCGUACACCCCUGGUCACUCGCCGAGGCCUUGCGCCCAGAAUCGUACGAGACGGCUGCCGUGGCCAUGGCCUGUGUUGUCAUCGUUCUUUUGGGCGCGGCGCUCAUCUUGAACCGCUGUAGCAGAUGGCUGUCCGCGCGGAGGAGGGCCGUCAAGGGACGGGUUGACAGGGCGGCAUACACCAAGCUAGGUAUGGAAGACUAG
This is a messenger RNA of Purpureocillium takamizusanense, 1836 nucleotides long. RefSeq lists its product as uncharacterized. The transcript is spliced from 3 exons. NCBI's taxonomy places the organism in Eukaryota, Fungi, Ascomycota, Sordariomycetes, Hypocreales, Ophiocordycipitaceae. The record is from RefSeq and is a predicted model, not a curated record. The coding region runs from base 1 to 1836 and encodes 611 amino acids.